AAAGACUGUAAUGAAAUGGGUCACUUCAAUAAAAGCUGCCCGAAAUGCAAAUAUUAUAAAGCUGCAUCCGUUGACAAUGGUAAUCGCAAUAAGAAGAGAAGACAGAGCGAGAGUGUUAAAGCAGAGAAAAAGGCAGUGAAGAAGAAGAAAACGGCCUCACAAGCUGUAGAGUGUCCAAGUUGUGGGAAUGAUAAUCAUGCUUCCUCUCGUUCGCCUCUUUGUCCUAAUCACAUACAAUCAAAGGAGGAGGCUAUUUCAUUCGUCCUUGGUCAUAAUUCUAUUAUUUUUGUAAGGAAGCUUCCUGUCUGCCGUGCAGUUUUGCCUCAGUUUCGUGAAGAGUUCAAGGAAAAGGUCAUUUUGUGCUGCAAGGACAUUAGAGCUAUAGUGUUCCGCUGCCAACUGUUUGUCAAUGCCUAUCUUGUUCAUAACAAGAAUGACAUUCCUUCAGUAGUCUUCACACAGCAAUUUUGGUAUUCCAUUGCGCAACUCGUUACGGGUUAUAGUCAUUGUCUCACAGAAGCUGCCAAGGAAAUAAGCAUUUCAUAUACUAACACCAUUGUUGAGCUUUUCGAGAAGCGAAUGCUUAAAUAUCUAACCUAUAAGCUACAAAACAUUGUUGUGGGUCUCCUU
Molecule: messenger RNA, 630 nt
Organism: Mycotypha africana
Lineage: Eukaryota; Fungi; Mucoromycota; Mucoromycetes; Mucorales; Mycotyphaceae
Exons: 3
Source: RefSeq, a predicted model, not a curated record